AUGGCUGCUGCUUCAGUUUCCGUUCAGGCGAUCGUCCUCCUGGCCGUGGCCGCUGUGGCGUCGGCGCAGCUGUCGGCGACGUUCUACGACUCGUCGUGCCCGAGGGCGCUGGGCACCAUCAGGAGCGCCGUGACGGCAGCGUUAGGAGGGCCGCCGUACACGGUGCUGUUGGGGAGGAGGGACUCCACCACGGCCAGCCUCUCGCAGGCCAACAGCGACCUCCCUCCUCCGGGCUCCAGCCUCGCCAGCCUCAUCAGCGGCUUCGCCAGGAAGGGGCUCACCACCACGGACAUGGUCGCGCUCUCAGGAGCUCACACGGUCGGGCAGGCGCAGUGCGCCAACUUCCGGAGCCGGCUCUACGGCGAGUCCAACCUCAACCAGUCCGACGCGGCGGCGCUCCGGGCCAACUGCCCGCAGUCAGGCGGCAACGGCAACCUUGCGCCCAUGGACCUGGAGACGCCCAACACGUUCGACGGCGCCUUCUUCCGCGGCCUGCUGUCGCAGCGCGGUGUGCUGCACUCCGACCAGCAGCUCUUCAGCGGCGGCUCCACCGACGCGCUGGUCCAGAGCUACGCGUCCAACGCGGCGCAGUUCAGAAAUGACUUCGCCGCGGCCAUGGUGCGCAUGGGCAGCGUCGGCGUGCUCACCGGCUCGCAGGGCCAGAUCAGGCUCAGUUGCUCCAGCGUGAACUGA
Messenger RNA from Miscanthus lutarioriparius, 693 nucleotides. NCBI's taxonomy places the organism in Eukaryota, Viridiplantae, Streptophyta, Magnoliopsida, Poales, Poaceae. The record is from the annotation of a GenBank genome assembly.